Molecule: messenger RNA, 384 nt
Organism: Rhincodon typus (whale shark)
Lineage: Eukaryota; Metazoa; Chordata; Chondrichthyes; Orectolobiformes; Rhincodontidae
Product: cytochrome P450 4A4-like
Exons: 3
Molecular function (GO): heme binding; oxidoreductase activity, acting on paired donors, with incorporation or reduction of molecular oxygen; monooxygenase activity
Source: RefSeq, a predicted model, not a curated record
GACAAAUGGGAGCUGCUCAGUACAAGCGGGAAGUCUGUAGAACUUUACCAUCACAUCAGCCUGAUGACAUUGGACAGCAUUCUGAAAUGUGCCUUCAGUUUUCACAGCAACUGUCAGCUUGGAAGUAAUAACUCAUAUAUUCAGGCUGUCUAUGAACUUGGAUUCCUUGCAAGUGAACGAUUUAGAACCUUCCAGCAUCAUUAUGACCUUAUCUACUACCUCACCCCUAAUGGAAUCAGAUUCCGGAGAGCCUGCAAUUUGGCACAUGAACACACAGAUAAAGUAAUUCACCAGAGGAAGGAGGCACUGAAAGAUGAAAAGGAACUUGAACGAAUCAAAGAAAAGAAGCAUCGUGACUUCUUAGAUAUUCUUCUGUGUUCACGG